UUAUUCUCACUCAGUGUCUCCUGUCGCAAAGCUGCAUUUCAGGGACUUUGAGCGCCUCAGUGGAAUUUUUACGAGUAAGGUGGACAAGGUCUCCUGCCUACAGGUCUGACCUGGGACUUUGUUACCUUUCUGUCUUCCCACGUUUAUUCAGACACCAGCUACCAAUGUGUCCAGUCCUGCUUUCAUCUGCUCUGCUCGAGCUCAGGCGCUGGUGGAAGCAGCUGAGGUUUCGCCAAGGCAAAAAAAAAGGCUGGAACGAGACACUGGACAACAUGUUUCUGCUCCAUACCAACCUAGUAGAAGAAAUCCCCCUGUUCUACGCAGCCGACAUGAACAGCGUUGGCAGCAUCAGGAGCCUGCUUUGCUGUGCAUCCACCAACGUCUUUGAGAGAGGUGCUUUCGGGGAAACGUCGCUCCACGUUGCAGUGAUGAAUGACAACCUGGAGGCUGCUGUGGCUCUGAUGGACGCGGCUCCUGAACUUGUGGACGAGCCGAUGACGUCGGAACUGUUCCAAGGACUGACUCCGCUCCACAUCGCUGUGAUCAACCAGAACCUCAGUCUGGUCCAACAUCUCAUCGACCGUGGUGCUGAUGUGAACAUGCCUCGGGCCACCGGCUUGUACUUCCAGAAGAGGAAAGGAGGACUCUUCUUCUAUGGUGAACACAUCUUGUCUUUUGCUGCAUGUACUGGGAACAAAGACAUCGUCUCCCUGUUAAUUGAUGCAGGAGCCAGCACCAGAGUCCAGGACCACAAAGGCAACACUUUGCUUCACGUCCUGGUUCUGCAGCCCAACCAGGAGACCGCCUGUCGCAUCAUGGACCUGAUUAUGGCCUGUGAUGCAGAGCUGGACCAGUCGGUGCCACUCGUCAUGGUUCCAAAUGUCCGAGGACUCACUCCUUUUAAACUGGCUGCCAAGAAGGGAAACGUUGCGGUGUUUCAGCACCUGGUUAACAGACGCCGUGUGUUCCAGUGCAGCCUGGGUCCCGUGACCUCUAAUCUCUACGAUCUGACAGAGAUAGAUUCAUGGGCCGACAACAAGUCUGUGCUGGAGGUGGUGGUGUGCAGUCGCCACAGAGAGGCCAGGAGGAUCCUGGAGGUGACGCCUGUGAAGCAGCUGAUCAGUCUGAAGUGGAACCUGUACGGAAAACACUACUUCAGGAUGCUGCUCUUGGUGUAUCUGCUCUACAUCUCCAUCUUCACAGCGUGUUGCAUGUUUCGCCCUCUGAAGCCGAUUCCUAAGGACUACCCAAGAGCAGACAACGACCAAACCGUCUACAUCCAGAAAAGCCUCAAAGAGAGCUAUGUGACGUAUGGAGACCACGUGCGGAUGGGGGGGGAGAUCAUCAGCGUGGUGGGAGCCGUAGCAAUGAUCCUGUUAGAGAUCCCAGACAUACUGAGGGUGGGAGCCAAGCGCUACUUCGGCCAGACGGCGCUGGGAGGCCCCUUCCACGUCAUCCUGAUCGUCUACGGAGGCUUGGUGGUCCUGCUGUGCGUGUUCAGACUGUGCCAGGUGCAACAGGAGAUGUCCGUCAUGGCCGUGUGCUUGGUUCUGGGCUGGUGCAACGUCUUGUUCUUCGCUCGGGGUUUUGAAAUGCUGGGUCCUUUGGUGAUUGUGGUGCAGAAGAUGUUAUUUGGAGAUAUACUAAAGUUUAUAUGUCUGAUGGCCAUUGUGCUGAUGGGUUUUGCUACUGCUGCAUGGAUGUUUGACAUGACUCAGAGUCCAGCAGGUUUACCUGAUUACAGCACUUACCCCAUAACCAUCUUCACCGAGUUUGAGGUUGACGUGCUCUUCAUAAACCUGCCGGUGGAUGAAACCAUCCUUUCACCUCCAAUCGCAUACAUUGUGAACGUUUCCUACAACGUGGUCGGUGCCUUCUUCAUGUUGAAUCUACUGGCAACUAUGAUGGGUGAUACACAGGACAAGGUGGAACGAGCAAGAGACGAGUUUUGGAGAACUCAGGUGGUGGCCACAGUUUUGAUGCUGGAGAGGAGGCUGCCACACUGGCUUCAGCCUCGACACGGGAACCAUGGGCCGAGCUACGGCCUCAAGGAGGCCUGGUACCUCAGGGUUGAGGACAGAAAUGACAACAUGAUGGAAAAGAUGAGACAGUACAUAGAGGCCUCCAGAGAGAACAGGUCUGAAAAGAAGGGACCGGAGAAGAAACCGUUGUCUGCCGGCGCCUCUGAAACUAAAUCUAGAAAGUACAGAAGGUUCAACAGCAGGGACACUUUGACCGGGUGGGAGACACUGGGAGACAAACAACCGACCAGUAGAGAAUCAGGCUUAUAAAUGUCACAUUUGUAAUGUUCAACCAGUUAUUCAGUUAAAACAUUUUCACUUUGUCUUGUAAGAAAACUGUUACAAAAAUCACAUCCAUAGUUGAUUUACACUUUUAUUAUUCAAUCCACUCCUAAAAGUUUCACUCAUAUUUAUGCUCAUUAGCUAAUCUCACCAAAAUAGUCAACUUUUUUUAAUUUUAUAAGCGACAGAGUCAAACAUUCAAGUACCCCCAGUGUCCUAAUUUCUCUGGUAUCAAGGCUGUAGAGACAAAGUAGCUGCAGUUUCUCUGUUUCCACUGGGCGCCAGGAACUACUGGAAUAAAUACAGGACAAUUCAUCGUGAUUAAACAUGUCUGUUUGUCAAUAGUGA
Betta splendens (Siamese fighting fish) is the source of this 2651-nucleotide messenger RNA. RefSeq names its product transient receptor potential cation channel subfamily V member 5-like. Gene Ontology annotation, biological process: calcium ion import across plasma membrane. The transcript has 16 exons. Gene Ontology annotation, cellular component: membrane. The record is from RefSeq and is a predicted model, not a curated record. Gene Ontology annotation, molecular function: protein binding; calcium channel activity. Bases 165 to 2291 code for a protein of 708 amino acids. Lineage: Eukaryota; Metazoa; Chordata; Actinopteri; Anabantiformes; Osphronemidae.